Messenger RNA from Serpula lacrymans var. lacrymans S7.9, 606 nucleotides. RefSeq lists its product as uncharacterized. Gene Ontology annotation, biological process: mRNA 3'-end processing. The coding region runs from base 1 to 606 and encodes 201 amino acids. Gene Ontology annotation, cellular component: mRNA cleavage and polyadenylation specificity factor complex. The transcript has 5 exons. Gene Ontology annotation, molecular function: mRNA binding. Lineage: Eukaryota; Fungi; Basidiomycota; Agaricomycetes; Boletales; Serpulaceae. The record is from RefSeq and is a predicted model, not a curated record.
AUGUCAAGUCAAAUCAGUCAAGAAGAACAGCUAAUUGAGCUACUAUUGCAUCUCAAGAAAACAACACCAGAGCAGGCGCGCGCCAUUCUCUCAUCACAACCUCAGAUCGCGUAUGCUCUGAUAGCUCUGAUGGUAAAGAUAAAUGCAGUAGAUGUGCAGGUCCUCCAGAAAACAGUAACUACCUUCUCCGCCGGGGCCCAGCCCCAACCACCGGCACAAAUGCAACCCCUGCAACCCGCUCCUGCUAUUCCACCGCAUCUCUCGCAGUAUCGCACUCCGACGCCACAAGCUCAUACUCCUCCUCACGCACCGUCGCAUACUCCGGCACCUUCACUCUAUUCAAAUGGGCACGGACGAGGGCCUAGUAGUAAUACGUAUUCUGGCACAGGAUCUUACCCUAGUCCUUCCAACGGGUAUGCUGCACCUCCGGCAGGCACGGGAAUGGGUGCGGGAAUGAUCCCCGAUGCACUGGCUGCGAUACCUGAUGAACAGAAAGCGAUGAUUAUGCGUGUAAUAGCCAUGACCCCAGAACAGAUACAUCAGCUCCCUCCGACAGAGCGUGCAAACAUUAUUCAGCUGCGAGCAACCCUUGGUCUUCCGUCGUGA